Sphenostylis stenocarpa is the source of this 3282-nucleotide messenger RNA. NCBI's taxonomy places the organism in Eukaryota, Viridiplantae, Streptophyta, Magnoliopsida, Fabales, Fabaceae. The record is from the annotation of a GenBank genome assembly.
AUGGCUUCUUCCUCCCGCGGAAGGAGUAGCUCGCCGUUUUCUUACCGUAAACCUUCCACUCCUUACUCAUCCACUUCUUCCUCCUCUUCCUUCACUAACGGUAGGUUAAUGCCUCGCUCUUGCUCUUCCUCUACGUCGUCGUUUUUCAACUCCGGUGGCCGAUCCAUGACUCCGAGUCGCGGUCGCACCGAGUCAACGUACAACGGCUCGCGCGGUUACGCCGGCCGUUCUCCGGUGGCGUUAGGGGCGGAGGAAUUGAUCGCGGACCCGCUGGAUUCAUCGAGGUCCGGCGAUAGCAUUUCGGUCACGAUUCGGUUUAGGCCGUUGAGUGAAAGGGAGUAUCAGAGAGGGGAUGAGAUCGCGUGGUAUGCGGAUGGCGACAAGAUUGUCAGAAACGAGUAUAAUCCAGCUACUGCCUAUGCAUUUGAUAGAGUUUUUGGUCCACAUACCAAUUCAGAAGAAGUCUAUGAAGUAGCGGCAAAACCUGUGGUGAAAGCUGCCAUGGAGGGCAUCAAUGGUACUGUGUUUGCCUACGGUGUGACAAGUAGUGUGCAAGUUAAAAAGGGAGACCAAAAUUCCCCUGGUAUCAUACCACUGGCUAUAAAGGAUGUUUUCAGUAUGAUCCAAGAUACCCCAGGAAGAGAAUUCUUACUUCGAGUAUCAUAUCUAGAAAUAUACAAUGAGGUAAAUGACAAAACAGCCCUUGUGAUAAAUGAUUUACUUGAUCCAACUGGCCAAAAUUUGCGAGUUAGGGAAGAUGCACAGGGAACUUAUGUUGAGGGUAUAAAGGAGGAAGUUGUUCUAUCUCCUGGACAUGCACUUUCUUUUAUUGCUGCUGGAGAAGAGCAUCGUCAUGUUGGAUCAAACAAUUUUAAUCUCUUUAGCAGCCGCAGUCACACAAUAUUUACACUGAUGAUAGAGAGCAGUGCUCAUGGUGAUGAUUAUGAUGGAGUCAUCUUCUCUCAGCUAAACUUGAUUGAUUUGGCUGGAUCUGAGAGCUCAAAAACUGAAACAACUGGACUAAGAAGAAAGGAAGGAUCUUACAUCAACAAAAGUCUUCUGACACUUGGAACUGUUAUUGGAAAGUUGAGCGAGGGGAAGGCAUCUCAUGUUCCUUAUCGAGAUUCAAAGCUAACCCGCCUCUUGCAAUCAUCUCUUAGUGGACAUGGCCAUGUUUCGCUUAUAUGCACAGUAACUCCAGCAUCCAGCAAUAUGGAGGAAACUCAUAAUACCUUGAAGUUUGCCAGCAGGGCAAAACGAGUAGAAAUAUAUGCAUCACGUAAUAAGAUUAUUGAUGAGAAAUCUCUAAUUAAGAAAUACCAGAGAGAAAUUUCAGUCUUGAAACUAGAACUUGAUCAACUAAAGAAGGGGAUGCUAGUUGGCGUCAAUCACGAGGAAAUUUUAACCUUGAAGCAAAAGUUAGAAGAAGGUCAAGUGAAAAUGCAAUCAAGAUUGGAAGAAGAGGAGGAAGCCAAAGCUGCUCUUAUGAGUAGGAUCCAGAGGCUAACCAAACUCAUUCUGGUUUCCUCAAAGAAUGCAAUUCCUGGAUAUCUAACUGACGUUCCCAACCAUCAACGUAGUCAUUCUGUUGGCGAGGAUGAUAAAUUUGAUGCCUUGUCUGAUAGUGUGUUGAUUGAAAAUGAGAGUCAGAAAGAUACUUCUGCAGUGUCAUCAGAUCUGUCUCAUGACGUUAGACAUAAAAGAUCUUCUAGUAGAUGGAACGAAGAGUUCUCCCCAGCUAGCAGUACUAUUACUGAAUCCACACAGGCUGGUGAACUGAUCAGUAGAACAAAAUUAACAGUGGGUGGGAUGACUACGUCUGAUCAGAAGGAUCUUCUUGUUGAACAAGUCAAAAUGCUAGCUGGAGAUGUUGCUUUAAGUACCAGCACAUUGAAGCGCUUGAUGGAGCAAUCUGUAAAGGACCCUGAAGGCUCCAAAACUCAGAUUGAGAACUUGGAACGAGAGAUCCAAGAAAAAAGGAAGCAAAUGAGGGUGUUAGAACAAAGAUUAGUUGAAAUUGAGACUGGAGAUUCUCCAGUGGCUAACUCAUCACUAGUUGAAAUGCAGCAGGUUAGUGAUGUUGGUAUUGGAAUUAUCACAAGGUUAAUGACUCAAUGUAAUGAAAAAGCCUUUGAGCUGGAGCUAAAAUCUGCAGACAACCGUGUCCUUCAGGAACAGCUAAAUGAUAAGUGUUCUGAAAACCAAGAGUUGCAAGAAAAGGUGAAGCAGCUAGAGCGGCAACUUGCAACAGUUCCUAGUGGUACAUUUUUAAUGUCUUCUGAACAGUGUGCAUCAGGAGAACAUGCUGAUGAAUUGAAAAAGAAAAUACAAUCCCAGGAAAUUGAAAAUGAAAAACUGAAGCUAGAGCAAGUUCACUUGUCGGAAGAGAAUAGUGGGUUGCGUGUGCAGAAUCAGAAACUCUCUGAAGAAGCUUCUUAUGCCAAGGAACUGGCCUCUGCCGCUGCUGUGGAACUGAAAAAUUUGGCUGGGGAAGUGACAAAACUUUCAUUGCAGAAUGCAAAGUUGGAAAAAGAAGUGAAGGCUACUCGAGACCAGGUCAACUCUCGUAGUGCUGUUGUGCAAACAGUUAAUGGUGUUAACCGCAAGUUCAGUGAUGCCAGAUCUGCAAGGAAGGGGAGGAUUUCUAGCCGUGCUAAUGACAUUUCAGGAGCUGUUGUGGAUGAUUUUGAGUCAUGGAGUCUUGAUGUUGAUGAUUUAAAGAUGGAACUACAGGCUAGGAAACAGCGGGAGGCAGCUCUGGAGGCUGCAUUAGCCGAGAAGGAAUAUGUGGAGGAACAGUACAGGAAAAAAACUGAAGAGGCGAAGAAAAGAGAAGAAGCCUUGGAGAACGAUUUAGCAAAUAUGUGGGUCCUUGUUGCUAAGUUAAAAAAAGAAGGGGAUGCUGUUCCAGAAUCGAACAUGGAUAAACAAAAUGAUGGUGCAGAACACAUAAAUGAUACAAAAACUAAUGACGUUGAAAGUAAUAUAGUUCCCAAGGAACAGCUUUUUGAUGCACCAAAACCAGAUGAUGAAAUUCCCAAAGAAGAGCCACUGGUUGUUCGCCUCAAGGCGCGCAUGCAAGAAAUGAAGGAAAAAGAACUGAAGUACCUUGGGAAUGGUGACGCCAAUUCUCAUGUUUGUAAAGUAUGUUUUGAAUCUCCAACUGCAGCAAUUCUGCUUCCAUGCCGACAUUUUUGUUUGUGUAAAUCUUGCUCACUUGCUUGUUCUGAGUGUCCAAUAUGCCGCACAAAUAUUACAGAUAGGAUUUUUGCAUUUACAUAA